Molecule: messenger RNA, 1284 nt
Organism: Dovyalis caffra
Lineage: Eukaryota; Viridiplantae; Streptophyta; Magnoliopsida; Malpighiales; Salicaceae
Source: the annotation of a GenBank genome assembly
AUGGAAGAAAGAAAGUGGGAGAAUUUAGAGCUUGACUGUUUAGCGAAUGCGUUUGGAAGGGUGGGAAUGGAAUCACUUCUGCUGGAUGUCCCUUUUGUGUGCAAGUCAUGGUACAAAGCCAGCCUCGAUCCUUCCUGUUGGAAGCGGCUUGUUUUUCCUCGAAAUAUUGAAUCAGAUUGGAUGACUACUGGUGUUCUCUUACUGGAUAGAUUUAUGGAAGAAUAUAAAAUUGGAAACUGUUCUGUCGAUGCAUUUGUUAAAUUUAUAGUUGGUCGUAGCCAUGGGAAUUGCACUUGUCUUCUUCUCCCAAGUGGCUGUACACAAGAAGUUAUAAAGUACAUUGCUGAUGAAUGUCCUGCCUUGAUAUCUCUGUCAUUACCCCUGGAUAUUCUCCGAUCAACCAUUAUUCCAACGCUGAUAGGAAAGUGGGAACAUUUGGAGGAUCUGAGUCUUGGAAGUUCUCGAAAUUUUGUAGAUAUAAUUACCCAAAUCAGCCUUUGCUGCAAGAAAUUCUCUGCCCUUCGUUUAUUGUCUGCCAGGAUUGGGGAAGCGGAGGCAUCAGCAAUUGUCACCAAUCUUCCAAAUAUAAAGUACCUGGUUCUCAGAGGGGGACAGAUCAAUUUUAAGAAUCUAGUGAUAAUAGUGGAAGGAUGCAAAAGCCUUGUCUAUUUAGAUGUAAGCGACUGCAUAGGUUUUGACCCUGAUGAUGAGAAGGUACUGGAGCUAGCUUCGCAUAUCAAGACAUUCAAGUGUGAAGGUUCAAUGCUGGAGGAGGAUUACUAUGAGGAUUACAAUGACUAUGAGGACUUUACUGAGUUUCUGAAGCUAAAAGCCUGGAAGAAUACUAGGAAUAUUGUGUUUGCUUGCAAUCCAAUCUCAGGCGAGUACAUUGCUAUUCCGGUAGCUGAUAAAGAAAAAAAUCGUAUAGAAAUGGAAGAAAGAAAGUGGGAGAAUUUAGAGCUUGACUGUUUAGCGAAUGUGUUUGGAAGGGUAGGAAUGGAAUCACUUCUACUGGAUGUCCCUUUUGUGUGCAAGUCAUGGUACAAAGCCAGCCUCGAUCCUUCCUGUUGGAAGCGGCUUGUUUUUCCUCGAAAUAUUGAAUCAGAUUGGAUGACUACUGGUGUUCUCUUACUGGAUAGAUUUAUGGAAGAAUAUAAAAUUGGAAACUGUUCUGUCGAUGCAUUUGUUAAAUUUAUAGUUGGUCGUAGCCAUGGGAAUUGCACUCGUCUUCUUCUUCCAAGUGGCUGUACAGAAGAAGUCGUAAAGUACAUUGCAGAUGAGUAA